This is a messenger RNA of Melopsittacus undulatus (budgerigar), 1394 nucleotides long. It is a transcript of the gene STK16, whose product is annotated as serine/threonine kinase 16. Lineage: Eukaryota; Metazoa; Chordata; Aves; Psittaciformes; Psittaculidae. Gene Ontology annotation, biological process: protein phosphorylation. Gene Ontology annotation, molecular function: protein serine/threonine kinase activity; ATP binding. The transcript is spliced from 7 exons. The record is from RefSeq and is a predicted model, not a curated record. The coding region runs from base 8 to 925 and encodes 305 amino acids. Gene Ontology annotation, cellular component: cytoplasm; Golgi apparatus.
GCGGGCGAUGGGGCAGGCGCUGUGCGUCUGCUCGCGCGGCACCGUCAGCCUGGGGGGAGCGCGGUACCUGGUUCUGCACCGGCUGGCGGAGGGAGGCUUCAGCUAUGUGGACCUGGUGGAGGGCCUGCGGGACGGGCGCUUCUACGCCCUGAAGCGCAUCCUGUGCCAUGACAAGGAGGACCACCAGGCCGCCCUGCGAGAGGUGGAGAUGCACGGCCUCUUCGACCACCCCAACAUCCUGCGCCUGGUGGCCCAUUGCAUGGUGGAGAAGGGUGCCAAGCACGAAGCCUGGCUCCUCCUUCCCUACGUGAAGGGGGGAACCCUCUGGAGUGAGGUGGAAGCACUGAGAAAGAAAGGGAACUUCAUGCCAGAGCAGCGAAUCCUUCACAUCCUCCAUGGCAUCUGCAGUGGGCUGCAAGCCAUCCACAGCAAAGGCUAUGCACACAGGGACCUCAAGCCCACCAAUGUGUUGCUGGAUGAAGAUGACCAGCCUCUGCUGAUGGACCUGGGCUCCAUGAACCAAGCUCGCAUCGAAGUCAACAACUCUCGGGAGGCCAUGGCCCUGCAGGACUGGGCUGCCCAGCGCUGCACCAUCUCCUACCGUGCCCCCGAGCUUUUCACGGUGCCAAGCCAGUGCAUCAUAGAUGAGCGCACGGAUAUCUGGUCUCUAGGCUGUGUGCUGUACUGCAUGAUGUUUGGGGAAGGCCCCUAUGACGCCAUCUUCCAGAAGGGUGACAGCGUGGCUCUGGCAGUGCAGAACCCCAUCACUGUGCCCUCCACAUCCAGGUACUCGGCUGCCUUGCAGCACCUGCUCUCCUCCAUGAUGACAGUGAACCCCCAGGAGCGACCCAGCAUAAAUGACAUCCUCCACCAGCUGGAGGGGCUGCAGCCAGUGCCGGUGGGACAGGACACCACACAGAUCUGAGUCUGUUCCACCCCACAGCAGCAAUGCAUCCUGAGCCUGACCCAGAGAAAAGCAGCUGCCCUCAUCUCUGCUGCCUCAUGGAGCCAUUGCAGAGGAUUGCUGCAGUCAGGGAAGAGCUGCUGCUCUUUGUUGGGGUGUGUUGGAUUUGGAGUGUUCUGUGCCCUGGAUGCUGCUGCAUGGGACCUGGUCUGUGUUCCAGAACAGUGGACAUGUGACCUGCUGCUAAACACAGGGCCCUGGCUGCCCCUGGGGGUUACAGAGGAGCGUGCUGUGGGACCUCCCCGGGGUGAUGGCAGCAGUGGCCCUGCAGUGCUGCUGUGCCCCAGGAGGGCUGCUCCCAGCUGGGGCAGAGCUGCAGUUGGGGUCUCGGUCCUGUGCUGGAGCAAGGUGGGGGGUUCCAGCACCUGCUCUGCCACUGCUCCCAGCACCAACAUUGCCUUGUGUUUGGAGUAAAAGAUGUUCUUGCAGA